Messenger RNA from Dentiscutata erythropus, 945 nucleotides. The record is from the annotation of a GenBank genome assembly. Lineage: Eukaryota; Fungi; Glomeromycota; Glomeromycetes; Diversisporales; Gigasporaceae.
AUGGCAACAGGGUUUCCGAAAUUCAUACAUUCAUUAUUAGAACCAGUUCCUCAGUAUGUAAUUGGCUGUUUACCAGCCUUAGCCAUAGUAGGCGCAUCACCGAUAAAUAAGUUUAGUUAUAAACUAAUAUGGAUAUUUCGAUGUCUCGGUUGCCCAUUUAUGGGAGUUUUUUCAGCCGUUAACAUAGGAGGUGAUAAAAGAUCACGCUGUUUAUUCUGGCUUUCCUCUGAUUAUUUUGAAAUAAGAGGAUCACCAUCAACUUCACCAAAAUGUAAACCUAUCGGAUUUCAUGCUAUGAAAGUGAGCAUGUAUCAAACUAUGGAUACAAUAGAUAAAAGCAUAGACUUAUGCACAGCAAGAGCAUCAGUUUUAGAAAGAUUUUCAUCAUUAGUAUCAGCAUAUUAUAUAUUGGUCGGUAUUAUAGCAGGAAUUUCCAGGGCUUUAGGUGCAGUUUCCUGUCAAGAUUGGCCAUACAUACCUAUAUUAUUGUCCUGGACAAUUCCAGCACUUUUUAGAAGAGCAUUUUCAGGAAAUUUAGUAGUUAAAGAUCCUAAGAAGAUGUUUCGUAAAAUAAAAAUAGUUUUGGAACCGAAAAGUUCGGAAAGUGGUGAUCAACAUUUUAUCGUAACGUUAACCGCUUUUGCAUCGAUUAUUUUACCUUGGACUGCUUUACUUCUGGCAUACUUAACACCUCCAGUCGGUUACUUUUGUCGGAGCAAAUAUAUCACGAUAAUCUGUGGUAUAUGGUCGCUUAAUAGUUUUAUAGCAUUUAUAAGCCAUUGUGUUGGAGAAAAAAACUUACGUAGUGGAUUUCUUCAUGUUUGGUUUGCUUUUUGGGGUGUUAUAAUAGCAAUCCUUUUACUUGCCCUAGCUAUACUUACUGAAAAUUAUAUUUGGUGGAAUUUAUUUGGAAAAUCUUGCGAUAUUUCAAGUAUUGGUUGUUGA